Molecule: messenger RNA, 5066 nt
Organism: Phascolarctos cinereus (koala)
Lineage: Eukaryota; Metazoa; Chordata; Mammalia; Diprotodontia; Phascolarctidae
Gene: MPP2
Product: MAGUK p55 scaffold protein 2
Molecular function (GO): protein binding
Source: RefSeq, a predicted model, not a curated record
GUUGCUGGCCAUGCCCAGCCUAGCCUCACCACUCGGGUUGCUAGAUUCUGUCCCUCCGCCCAUUAUUCCCGCUGAAGGCCCCCACCCCCGCCCAACGCGCGCCCCCUCUCUUUUCCUAGGAGGCAUUGCCACUUUAAGAGCGAGGAGAGAUUGACAAGCUCGAAGAGCCGCGGAGAAGAGAGGCUGAGCCGGAGCUGCCGGGAGCCAAGGACUCCCCGGGGCGCAGGAGAACUGCCUGACAACCACAGCUGUCCUCAUCAUGCCAGUUGCUGCUACCAACUCUGAGUCUGCCAUGCAGCAAGUCCUAGACAACCUGGGGACCUUUCCCAAUGCCACGGGCGCUGCUGAGUUAGACCUGAUCUUCCUUCGAGGCAUCAUGGAAAGUCCAAUAGUAAGAUCCUUGGCAAAGGCCCACGAACGCCUGGAAGAGACCAAACUGGAGGCUGUUCGGGACAAUAACCUGGAGCUGGUUCAGGAGAUUCUUCGGGACCUGGCCGAGCUGGCCGAGCAGAGCAGCACGGCUGCUGAACUGGCCCAUAUUCUCCAGGAGCCACACUUCCAGUCCCUCCUGGAGACGCAUGACUCCGUGGCAUCAAAAAGCUAUGAGACACCACCUCCCAGCCCUGGCCUAGACCCCAUGUUCAACAACCAGCCUGUCCCUCCAGAUGCUGUACGAAUGGUGGGCAUCCGAAAGACUGCAGGAGAGCACCUGGGCGUGACGUUCCGAGUGGAGGGUGGAGAGCUGGUGAUUGCCCGUAUCCUGCACGGGGGCAUGGUGGCCCAGCAGGGCCUGUUGCACGUGGGCGAUGUCAUCAAGGAGGUGAACGGGCAGCCUGUGGGCAGUGACCCCCGGGGGCUGCAGGAGUUACUUCGAAGUGCCAGUGGGAGUGUCAUCCUCAAGAUCCUGCCCAGUUACCAGGAGCCCCACCUGCCUCGACAGGUGUUUGUCAAAUGCCACUUUGACUAUGAGCCAGCCCGGGACAGCCUGAUCCCCUGCAAGGAGGCCGGCUUACGUUUUUGUGCUGGGGACCUGCUCCAGAUUGUUAACCAGGAUGAUGCUAACUGGUGGCAAGCAUGCCAUGUAGAGGGGGGCAGUGCUGGGCUUAUCCCUAGCCAGCUGCUGGAAGAGAAGCGGAAGGCCUUUGUCAAGAGAGACCUGGAGAUGACACCAACCUCAGGGGCCCUAUGUGGCAGCAUCUCAGGCAAGAAGAAGAAGAGAAUGAUGUAUCUCACUACCAAGAAUGCAGAGUUCGAUCGGCAUGAACUUCUGAUCUAUGAGGAAGUGGCCCGGAUGCCCCCCUUCCGCCGGAAAACCCUGGUGCUGAUUGGGGCACAGGGUGUGGGGCGACGUAGCCUGAAGAACAAGCUUAUUAUGUGGGACCAAGACCGCUAUGGCACCACUGUGCCCUACACAUCUCGUCGGCCUAAGGACACUGAGCGGGAAGGCCAGGGCUAUAGCUUUGUGACGCGGGCAGAGAUGGAGGCUGACAUCCGUGCUGGCCGCUACCUGGAGCAUGGGGAAUAUGAAGGGAACCUGUAUGGCACGCGAAUCGAUUCCAUCCGAAAUGUGCUCAGUGCUGGCAAGGUGUGCGUGUUGGAUGUCAAUCCGCAGGCAGUGAAGGUGCUAAGAACUGCUGAGUUUGUCCCAUACGUGGUUUUCAUUGAGGCCCCUGACUUUGAGACCCUGCGUGCCAUGAACCGGGCUGCCCUGGAGAGUGGGGUGGCUACCAAGCAACUCACGGAGGCAGACUUGAAGCGGACAGUUGAAGAGAGCAGCCGGAUCCAGAGAGGGUACGGCCACUACUUUGACCUCACUCUGGUCAAUGACAACCUCGAGAGAACCUUCCGAGAGCUUCAGACGGCGAUGGAGAAGCUGCGGACAGAACCCCAGUGGGUGCCUGUCAGCUGGGUAUACUAACCCUGCCACCCACCUCUGACACAGGGAUCCACAUCCCCAUUCCAUAAUCCUUAGUCACUCAGACCUCAUCCUCUGCCAGGAGGUGUCCUUGGGCAUCUUCUGCAGAGGUUCCCAUGUCCCUUAGCCCAGCUCCCUCAGGAAGCUGUGUCCACUCCUUGGGAUAAAAUGCCAGGUGGGCAAGGAAAGCUAGCAUCAGCUCUGCAGAAAACACUGUCAGGGUGAGGUAUGCUCAUGGGGCACCUCAGUGCCCAGGUGCUGCCCACUUUUCCCAUGCCUGUUAGCUAUCAGCUUAGCUGGUGCCCUCUCCACACCUCUCUAUGGGACCAAACUGUGUUUAGGAGGGUGGGGGAAGGGGAGAAGCCCCCUGAGGUGCCCAUCAGUCCAUAAAUGAGAAAAGCUGACACUUGGGUGAGCACCAAGGUCCCCUGCCGCCACUUUAUUUAGUCACCUUUUCUCCUCAGGGUUAGCAUAGAUCUACCCCACCCCAGUGCCCUUCCUACUGACUUAGUCACUUGAUCCUGGGAUCCAGGGAUGGGAGAGUUAUUAUGUCACCAUUUAAAUGAGCUGGCCAUUUGGUCCAGACCCAUCUAGGAGCUAGUUCUGCCUGGUGCUACCCCCAAAGCCUGGGGAAGAUUGAAGCACACGAAGGGCCCAUGGUGGGAAAUGGGCACCAUCCUCCUUCUGGACAUUCCUGGAGAACAGAAUGGAAUCUGUAUUGGGAAAGAUUCCCAGGGCUUAACCUUUCUCCCCAUCUCCCCUGCCCUCUCCCAAGUACACAGCAACUCACUGCCGAAGACUCCCCUACUAUAUCUUCCAGACCCCUCAACACUGUUCUUCCCCAGCCUCACCUGGGAGGUAUUGGGAUGGGCAGGAAGACCUUGGCCUUGAGAAAGGAAGCUAGACCUCCUAUAUCGUUUCUGUCGAAGAUCUCUAUGAACUUGGAAAACUGAGAGGGGCUAGUCAGCCUCAUAAUCUAGGCCCAGUAUUCCUUGUGGUCUCACCAAGGGCUUAACCCCUCCAGGCAAUCUGGGACCUGCUUUUUUCCAGCUGACAGGGCCUGGCUCUGGGAGUCCUACUAGGAGGGUGGAGAUAGGAGGCCUGAGUGACCUGGAGAGAGUGGGAUGGAGAAGGCUAAGUGGGAAUGAAGCAAGAAGAAUGGAGCUUCUUCCAUCCAUAUCACACUGAUCAUUGUAUGUGAGACCUAUGUGUGGGCCUCUCUUUCAGGGAGGAAUGGGUUAUUCGGCUCCAGAGGAGAAAUUUUGGAGUCUGUAAUAGGAUUGGAGUGGGUGGUCCCUACUUCUCCUUUAUAUUGUGAAGGUCCUUCUCCUUAAACUAGGGAGAAAUCCCACAUUCCAGAGUCUUAGAAAUUGUCAGAUUUUUAUCUCCCAACCCCUAUUUCUGUGCCCCAUCCUCCAAAUAUGUGAGGGCUCACCAUGACCCCUUAAUUUAGGAGUUUGGAGUAGUACAGAGGUCAACUUUGUAAAAUAGAAUUCCCCUUUAAGAAGAGAAUGCUGUCUUAGAAUUCCCAGGGUCAUUUCAUCUAUUUCCCUGCUUUCCCAUAGGAUAGCCCUCUCAUCCCACAGGAAUCAAUAGGAAACCUUGCAAGGAAGGAAAAACAAACAAAACACAACAAAACUAGCCUCUCCCUGGUGUCUGUGUUCGAGGCUUCAGUUCUUAUCCCAAUCUACAUCCUUACCCUAACUUGAGGACCUACCUAGUCCUUCUGUGUGUUUAACCUCAUCUUUCUUGCUGCAAUGUCAGCUCAAGCUGGCUCCUGCACCACUGUGCCCCACCCUACCCCACUGUAUUGGGGAGGGAGGGAUGUCCCUUUCCAGGAGGCCCAGGAAACUAGUGUUCCCUAAUUCCUUCUGAGUGCCCCUUCUUGCUUAGGACCCUGGGAGGGCCAGUGGUUCAUUAGCAUAUUCCUGAGAGGGGGAGGAGAAAUAUAUAAGAGAAUUAAGUAAAAAGAGAAUAAACAGACUUAUUUAUUACAAAUGGUAGAAAUAAAUUCAUUAAUAUGUAAAUAUUGCAUGCAUAACAUAGGCAGAUGAAAUGUAGAGGGCCCCCCAGCAGCUCUCCUAGCUGUUUUCUUCUCUGCAUCUCAUUUGUAAAGAUCUGCAUACACUAUGUGUACAUUUUUUUCCUUUGUGGGAUUUUUUUUUUGCCCUCUAAUUUUCUCCCAUCAUCCCCAGCUGUCUUCUGGUCUAGCCUGCAGAGCCAGUGGGAAGGGGAAAAAGAGAUUCCCUAUAGCCUGUUGAACUAGUCCUAAUUGUGGGAGAUAAUUUACUCCUCCCCCACCCCCAGGAGGGGUCCAAACAGCCUUUAGCAGAAAUUCCCAGCUGAGGACUUCAAGGUCCCUUUCAGCCCUGGUUUCUGUGAUCUUAUUACAACACUUGCCCUUUCCCCCAGAGCAAUCUACAUGGGAGGGACAGUCAAGAUGCUUCUCUAAGGAUGAGAGGGGAGACAGAGAAGUAAAAUUGGCCAGGGCCCAGGGAAUCUAGCAGAGUGCCCCAACCCUACUGAGCCUAGACCCUUUCCAGCCUGGGGACCCAUUCUCAGAGAUGCCGCAGGAGUGACCUGUACAAGUCCCAGAAUCUACCGCCAGCCCUCUACUUCCCUGAGGGGCCUGGUGGGAGGGAAAGAGCUGGGACAUGGGACAAUCUAGAAGUUGGGGGCUCUUCAGUUUUUAUUUCUGCCUUGAUGCUGACAGGGGUAUUACCUGCCAUUCUGUUUAGGGAAAUUCAAGACUAGUCCAGUGGGCAAGUUGAUAAAAGAGAAUUCCCCUUUAAAAAGAGAAUGCUGUCCUUGACAAGGCAGACCCUCUCCCUGGGGAGAGCCUGGAAAUUGGUCAGGCCAUCUCUAUAGGAAAGUGAGGCCUCUUUAGUCUCUGUAUAAUGGAGCAUUAUAUAAGUGGGAGCUUGGGUGAGUAUGAGGGAUGGCACUCCUUGAGCCCCCAAAUGCCUUUAACCUCGCAGUCACACACAAAGAUAUACACAAUACACACAGUCACCACCCUACACCCCUCUGGAGACACACCAAUAAUCUUUAGACUCUAGUAUAAUGGAAAAUAGACUAGUUUGAGAAUAGUUUGAGUUGUUUCAAGUGCUGCAUGGAACUGAAGGGUGUACCUCUUAUAGGGACCAUUAGU